Molecule: messenger RNA, 540 nt
Organism: Ostreococcus lucimarinus CCE9901
Lineage: Eukaryota; Viridiplantae; Chlorophyta; Mamiellophyceae; Mamiellales; Bathycoccaceae
Exons: 3
Biological process (GO): regulation of DNA-templated transcription
Cellular component (GO): nucleus
Molecular function (GO): RNA polymerase II cis-regulatory region sequence-specific DNA binding; DNA-binding transcription factor activity, RNA polymerase II-specific
Source: RefSeq, a predicted model, not a curated record
CGCCGUGCGCGCGUCGCGAGCAGGAAGAUCGGAGGACCGACGCGGAGAAGCGCCAAAGGAGGAUGGACACCCGAGGAGGAUGAAUUGUUGCGCGGCGCGGUGGCGGUGUACGGGGGGAGGAAUUGGAAGAAGAUUGCGGUGUACUUUAGCGAUAGCCGCACCGACGUGCAGUGCUUGCACAGGUGGCAAAAAGUGCUCAACCCCGAACUGGUGAAAGGGCCGUGGACCGCGGAGGAGGACGCGCGAAUCAUCGAGCUCGUCACCGAACUCGGGGCGAAGCGAUGGUCCAAAAUCGCGGGCGAGCUUCCUGGGAGAAUCGGGAAGCAAUGCCGCGAGAGAUGGUACAACCACCUCGACCCGGAGAUCAAGCGCGAGGAGUGGAGCGCAGACGAGGACCGUCAGUUGAUCAUCGCGCACGCACAGUACGGCAAUCGCUGGGCGGAAAUCGCCAAGUCUUUCAAAGGACGCACCGAUAACGCGAUUAAAAAUCACUGGAACUCCACGUUGAAGCGCAAGGUGGACCAAGCGUUGAAUCAAGGG